Messenger RNA from Polychytrium aggregatum, 1726 nucleotides. RefSeq lists its product as uncharacterized. Gene Ontology annotation, biological process: axonemal dynein complex assembly; motile cilium assembly. Bases 33 to 1511 code for a protein of 492 amino acids. The transcript is spliced from 12 exons. NCBI's taxonomy places the organism in Eukaryota, Fungi, Chytridiomycota, Chytridiomycetes, Polychytriales. The record is from RefSeq and is a predicted model, not a curated record.
CUGUUUCGCACCGCAAGGACGGCGAUAGAGCCAUGGAAGGAAUCGGAUCCGUGGGCAUCUGGGGCUUCUCCAAAUCCAUUGAUCUGCAAGAUCGAGAUUCCAUCAACGAAGAACAUGUCUACCAGAGUAUAAACGAUGGGCGAUCCGGGCGAGACGAUGAACUGCAUCGAGAUGGCAGUCACGACAUUCUUCUGAUUGGAAGCAUCGAUUCGAGGCACUUGAUGAAGACCAUUAGCCGGGCGCAUCGCCACGAGCCCACAAAGCUCAAUUUCUUCGUCAUGGAGCCACACGUUUGUCAGCUGGCCCGACACAUGGCGUUGCUGCUGCUCUUUCUCGACCAUUCCAACGACCUUGGGCUCCAGGAGCGGUGCGAGCUCUUCAUGGAUAUCUAUGGCAACACUAUGAUGCGCGAAAAAUCAGCGGACUGGGUCAAGCUCAAAACACCCGAAAUGAUCAGAGCGGUCACGGACGGCACCGGGUUUCUCGCCUCGAUAUUCACCUUCAACCACCUGAGAUUUAGGGAGCGCGAUGAUCUUGAGUUUGUGUUCAAGUUUUGGCAGGAUCCCAAGCGAAAAUACGAGGCGAGCAAGCUUUGGGAAUAUCGGGUACGCAGGCAUCUUGGCAUCCGGUUCGACCACCGCGAGAAUGCAUUCGAUUGGGACUAUCACAUGAAGAUUCCAGAGAGCGGGAAAUCGGUUCUGAGCAAGCACGAGUACCUAAAGUGGCGAUCGCACGGAAUUGGCUUUGAGAUCCGCGAGAGUUCCCAUGAGCACUCGAACCGCACGAUGGCGACCGUCGAUGGGAUGAAAGAGGAUGGAUUGACGGUCAGCAAAUGGGGCUACUUUAGCGACAUUGUGAUGGGUCCCUAUGUGGCAUUUGGACUCGACAGCGAAAACAAAGACCUGAUCAAGACAAAGAACGGCGUCUUUACCAAGACGGCGACCGAUGUGACCGAGUUCAACAUCAAGGGCAUGAUGUACGAGCUCGAAACGAAUGCAGAAUACAAGGAGGGACAGCCCAUGCUGCUGAGUGAUCCGGACGCCAAGAUGUACAGGGCCCAGGACCACGUCCAGAUCCAUUUUCUGCCCUGUGACUUUGGAUACCUCCUCAAGAAGAAGCAAAAGUUUGUGCGCAAGUUCAGGAGCAUAUUUUUAGGCGCGUUGAUGGCUCAUCGCCUGCCACAUCUGGCAGAGCUUAUGGACACAGACGGCCUCCUGAUUGUCGAAAAUGCGCAAUUCGUUCUCGACUUGAACAGCGAUCAAAAAGAGGAAUAUGAAAGGAGAGUCGCAGGAAUGGCCACGGAGGCGGGGCUGGAACAGACUCAGGUGUCGGGAGGCAUCUCUCAUCACUUUGUCUUCAAGCGUCGUGCGGCUGGAGCUCAAUCGCCGCCUGAAAAUGUCGUCUCUGUCCAAGCUGGAGUCGUGGAGGCAACUGCUGGUCUCGAGCAGCUCUCGACGAACAGUCUUGCUGAUCAAGAAGUACUCGAACUCAGCAGCACUAGUACUUCUUGAGAGUGAAGAGCCAGACGCCUGGAUCUGGUCGGUGGGAAGAUACGUCUCGAGCAAGGAGUAUCCAACGAAGUAUCAAAUCAGGUGGAUAAAAGUAGAGGCGUUGACAUCUGGCCAUAGAUACAGUUUGUUCAGAACGAAGCGGGGCAGUGUGCUCUCUGAGUGUCCCUCAGAGUGGUCCGUAGGUCCUGGUGGGCAGGCCAUGCGAUUGCGUCCAG